Prunus armeniaca (apricot) is the source of this 1092-nucleotide messenger RNA. The record is from the annotation of a GenBank genome assembly. NCBI's taxonomy places the organism in Eukaryota, Viridiplantae, Streptophyta, Magnoliopsida, Rosales, Rosaceae.
AUGUUGAGUGGAAAUCCAAAUACUGCAAGAAAUAGGUACCCUUUCACACCAAAUCAGUGGCAAGAGCUUGAACACCAAGCUCUCAUCUUCAAGUACAUGGCCUCAGGGAUACCUAUUCCAACUGAUCUUGUCUAUUCUUUAAAGAGAAGGUUGGACAAUUCAAUUUCGUCAAGACUCUUCCCCCAUCCCAUGGGAUGGGGCUGUUAUGAGAUGGGUUUUGGCAGAAAGGUAGACCCAGAGCCAGGGAGGUGCAGAAGAACAGAUGGUAAAAAAUGGAGGUGCUCAAAGGAAGCUUACCCAGACUCAAAGUACUGUGAGAGGCAUAUGCACAGAGGCAGAAACCGUUCAAGAAAGCCUGUGGAAGUUUCUUCAUCAACUACAACUCCUUCAACAACAACAACUGCAACAGAGCACCCUUCAUCUUCUUCUUCUUCAGCCCUCUCAUCACCGAACAACAAAAACCUCUCCAAAACCUCUUCCUACUCUCUCUCUCCACUUUCCUCAUCCAUAUCCACUGAAACACAAACCCAACAUCACCCUCACCAAUCUAAUUCACCCCUUUAUCCCUUCCUUAAUUACCCUCAGUCUUCCUCUUCAAGUUCUAGGCCUCCUCCCGGUUCUGUUUUCUCACCUCAGAACAACAGCUCUUCUGCUACCCCUCACCUUUUUUUGAACUCUGGAUCUUAUAACACUCAAGCUGAAAAAGAUUACAGGUAUCUUCAUGGAACGAAGGGAAGUGUGGAUGAGCUAGCUUUCUUUCCAGAGUCUUCAGCAAAUGGAAGAAGCAUAUUGACUGGGGGCUCAUCAUCAUGUCAGCCACUAAUGAGUUCCUACAGAGGCUACUCUCAACCACAGUUCCAAAGCCUCACAGAUCAUCAUAAUCCAGAAGUUUCUCAACAAUCACAGGAGGAGGAGCAGCAUUGCUUUGUUUGGGGCACUGAUUUCAAAUCAAGCAGAGCAAUCAAAACAGAGAAAGAAGCAGCUGAAACCCAAAAGUCACUGCACCACUUCUUUGGAGACUGGCAGCCACCAAAGAGCACAGACACCUGGCUUGAUCUUUCAUCCAACUCUGGAGUUCCUAAUGAUGGCUGA